Molecule: messenger RNA, 1674 nt
Organism: Myripristis murdjan (pinecone soldierfish)
Lineage: Eukaryota; Metazoa; Chordata; Actinopteri; Holocentriformes; Holocentridae
Gene: lrrc14b
Product: leucine rich repeat containing 14B
Exons: 3
Coding region: 1-1581 (526 amino acids)
Biological process (GO): negative regulation of DNA-templated transcription; positive regulation of cell population proliferation; negative regulation of cell differentiation
Cellular component (GO): cytoplasm
Source: RefSeq, a predicted model, not a curated record
AUGAAGUCACUGCGGUUCCUCGCUGCUGAGGGUUUCAUCCAAAGUGGCCCAAGUGCUGUGAAGAACCUCAGCUGUGUGUCCUUUAACCUGUACCCUAUCCUGUUCAAAGUCUGCUACCUGCACGAGCAGCCCGCCCUGCUCCAUGCCCUAGUCCAGACAUGGCCUCUACCUGAGCUCAACCUGCAAAGGCUUCUGGGAAGGACAGCUGACUGCCAGAUGGAUCUCACCUCCUGCACCUGCCAACUUUGUCUGAAGGCUAUUCUGACUGGCUUAAAGGAUUAUGUGCUGCAUCCACCAACCACCUAUGCUAAGAUCCUCCGUGUGGUGGACUUGACUGCCCUGAGAGACACCGAGCACCAGACCUGCCCAUGCCAAGUCACCCUGGGUCGAUGGGCAAGAACCCAAUUCCUGACGCAAAUGUGCUAUGACACCAUGGUGGCCAUGCAAGCUGGUGAUGUGACUCCAUCUGCCUUCAAGACAUCUGUUGAUGUCCGUCUGAAUGGCUUUGUUACAGGCCGCAACUAUGAGAAGGUGGCUCAGGCCCUCCUCCUUCGCUGCCACUGUCCACUGAAAAUUCGUUUUAUUGCCUUUCGGGCAGAUUCCCUCGCUCUCAAACAGCUGUUCUAUGUUCUCCGACUGGCAGAGCCUGAGUGCAUCUCAAAGCUGGAGGUGGUCCACAAUGUUCACCUGGAGGCCCCGCAUCUGGAGGUGCUGCUGUCCAGGGUGGACUUCCCAAAACUGCAGUGCUUGACCCUGCCUGCUGGGGCGCUGGAUGUCCGGAGGCUGGGCUCUGAUGAGGAUGACCUCCUGGCUACCAUUGGUGAGCUGCUGGCACGUCUUACCAGGCUCACUGAGCUCAACAUGGGUUUCUCCACCCUCACUGGACACCUACGCAGGCUGCUGAGUCCUCUGGACACUCCCCUGCAGUGCCUGGAGGUGGCCAACUGCAGCCUGAACCACGUUGACAUGGCGUACUUGGCCAACAGCCUCCACAGCGAGGCCUUGGUCCGCCUGGACAUCAGCGGGCACAACAUCAUAGGCUCUUUCUCCACCACUUUCAACAGAUUGCUGAGUCGUUGCUCAAACUCACUGCGCAGCCUGGCCCUUGAAGAGUGUGGCAUAGAGGACGAGCACAUGCAUGUGUUCCUUCAUGCUCUGGCUCGCUGUCAGGCUCUCGAGGAGCUCAAACUCUUGGGAAACCCACUGAGCUCUGCAGCUCUGCGUCGCCUUUUCUCCUUGCUAACUAGGGGCUUUCCCAAGUUAAAGUACAUAGAGAUGCCUGUUCCCCGUGACUGCUACUCCGAGGAUGUCACGUAUCCCAUCGACGAUUCGGUCCUGAUGCUGUACAACACGCAGUUGUUUCAGGAGCUCCGAGGCGAGCUGAUGGGCAUCCUGGCAGGGGCUGGUAGGGGGAACGUGGAGGUGUGCACACCACUGAUGGGGGCCUAUGAUCCAGACAUUAAUGAAACAAGCAAUGAGCUUGGGGUGUCUAUGCUGAAAUCCUUUAACAGCGUCAUUGGGAACUUUAUAGACACCAUAAAUGAUGUGGACACCAGGAGAACCCAGAGCCAGAAAAACUAACGCAUGUACAAAGAAAAGGGUGAAUGGUAAAGGUUAUGUUCUUCAUUGUAUUUUCAUCCCUGUGAGCAUAUAUAUCGACAUUUGUGUAGAAAA